UAGAUAGUUUGAAACACAAUUUUAAACCUCACAAUCCUACAUAAAGGGUUCAAUGCUCUCCUUAGGAACAAUAUGCCACUAAUCAAAAAGAAAUGGAGAGUUGUUGAUUCAAGUCAACUAUAUACUAACAACUCAAUUAAGAGGGGACCAAUAAAACUUGAGAGCAAACGACAAAAUUAGGGUUACCUCCAAUAUGCUAAUAAACUCGAUCAAAGUAAUAAGGCACAAAAUUAGACACUCCGUAUCUAUCAGUUCCAGUAGUUUGAAUAAAGAAUCGACUUAGCUUCAAAAACCAUAAACCUAAAGGUCCAAUAGUCACCACUCUCUGUUGUAGAACCAAAUUUUUAUCUCAAGAGACAUAUGUUUCAAUAAAAAAUUCAAUCUCUAAUCCUCCUUCUACAACUCCAUUUAUUGAACUCCGUUCUAUUUGUCAUGUAUUGAUAUCAGAGUUGAAAUCUUCUACUUGCCUAGCUUAAAUCCCCAAUAAUAAAAUCGUAGUGCCAAGAGAUACCAAAAGAUUGAUUUCAAAGGAGGCCUUGUAUUGAAAAGUGAAAGGGGCGUAAACUAUUGCACGAUAGAGGGAAUUUCGAAGGAAGUUAAAAGAGAUAAGAACAAAGAUAAAAAAAAGCACUAAAUUUAAAUUUAAAUUGAAGAUUUCAAGGAUACAACACGCAGUAACAUAAUUAGUUUCUUCUAUGGUAGCCAAUUACCAAUCUACCUUUAGCAAAAAAAUUAAGGCGAGAGCAAAAAAUUUAAAAUUGAGAAAAUUACAUGAAACUCUAGCUACUAUGAAAACUGAAGUAUCAAACACCAUAAAAAUAUAUACGGUAGACUUAGUGGGCAUGGUAAUCAUGAUGGAAAAUUCAUCCAAUUUUCAGAGUCUAACUUUGUGUAUGCUUUGUACUAAAAAAGAUACAACAAAUUUGUUUAGUGUAAUUGGUUGUGAUUGUUGUCUUUGUUUUAAGAGACCCAGGUUCGAAUCCUCAUAUUGAUAUUUUUAUAUGAGAUAAAUAAUUAAUUGUAAAGACAAAAAUAUCCUUCCUACUUUCACUCUCGUUGCAGGAAAUUUGAAAUGGAGAAAAGUUCACAAAACUCUACCAUAUAUUAUUGGAGGAUUGCAAUGGAACUACAUCAUUAUAAAGGAAAAAAUAACGGUUGAUCUCUUCAAUAGAAAGGUCAACAAAUUGGUUAUUACUUUAUGAGGUGUUUGUGUAAGGAAGUGGUUAAGUAUCAUAUAUGGGCUUUUAUAAGAUCCAGCAUAACCUUCUCCCAACAACUCGAGUUAUUGGGAUCAAUUGGUUUUUCACAUGAUAUCAGAGCUGUAUUGUCCUUGAGGUCACGUGUUCAAGUCCUCACGACCCCUAAUAUUAACCUUUGUCUUUCAAGCACAUGGUAUGACGGACGUGUGCAAACUUCAAGUCCAGGUUUUUUUACUACAGUUUGAACAUGAUCCCACUAUUAGAAAAUGAACUCGAAGAAGUACCACAGGAAAAUAUGAACAUUUCCAGAAAAAUACAUAAAAUAGUCUGGGUUAGUCCAUUUCGUUGGACGAGCCAGUUCUCCCCCCUUUCAUUACCAUUUUCCCCCUCUCUGUAGCUUCAUCUGCAGGGAUAGAGCGAGUGACGAAACAAUGGCGGAAAGCGGAGGAGGAAUUGCACACAGGCUAGCCAGCUGGAGGUGCUGCUGCGUUUUCAAGGAGUUGAGUUUCAUCGAACAGGCGAAGGACACGAACCAAUCUCCGAAACGUUUCGAUGAUUCCUCCUUUCAAGAAGCACCUCUUCGCCUCCCGCUGGCGAUCGCUAGGCGUCAGCUACCGCAUUCUCAGGUCAGCUCUCCGUCUCGAGACUUCUGGCGAGCUUCGUGUUUGGUUCCUUGGAAAAUGACCAAGUAGGAGAAGUUCCUCGCGUCUCCAUCGCCCUGUCCUCAGAAUUUCCCCUUAGCUAUCGAGAAUUGUUUGAGCUGUUUGAGCAUUUUCAGUGAUUGCUUAGGGCUUUGCUUGAAAUUCGCCCCUCCUGGAAAGCACAUUCCAUGAUAGUUUAGCCAAAUUUCCAUGACUAGAGUUGUGGUUUGUGAGAAUGAAAUUGCUUGCGGUCAAUUGAAUCAAUUUGUUGGUUUUCAUCGUUAACGUAUUACUGUAUUAGUGCUUGAGCCGCCAUGUUGGUAAGUUCAAGUGUUUAUUCAAUUCACCUCUAAGUAGAGGAGGAUUAGGUCAACAAUCGUGUCUUAGGAUUGAUCUAAGAAUGGGGUUCUACUCUGAUAUCUUGAUGCUCUCUCCUUAGUAUGGAUGCUCGAGAGAAAUCAACUUCUACUGUGCUCGAAUCAUCAAAGCACAAGAGGGUACCGGUAUUCGUUGUGAUGCCCAUUGACACGUUUGGUGCUGAUGCUUCUGGGAGUCUAAGGAUCAAAAGGCGAGCUUGAAUGCAAUGUAGUUAUGAAAUGGAAGUUUCUUUUACUGUCCGCAGUGUAGAGUGCAGUAAGGGAUCUUUUUUGCCUUUCUGUUAACAUGGUUGUGAAUGCCCUGAUAAUGACAUGUCGAUGGAAUGGUCGGACGAGUCUGAUUAUUGAAUUGAAUGCACUUCUAGUAUCUUCAGGUGUAUAUUACAAUAUCAUUAUAUAUGAAAAUUUGGGCGGUGAUGCUAUAUUGUCUUUUCAUAUUAUCCUCUUUGGUGGUGAACUGGAGUGACAACCCCUGCUCUAUUUUCCUUGGUUUCAGACUCAAGGCGUUAACUGUAUCUCUAAAAGCUCUCAAACUGGCUGGUGUGCAUGGAAUUGCGGUAGAGGUUUGGUGGGGAAUUGUGGAGCGUUUUGCUCCUCUUGAAUAUAAUUGGGGCCUUUAUGAAGAUCUUUUCAGACUGAUUUCAGAAUCAGGGUUGAAGUUGCAUGUUGCUUUGUAUUUUCAUUCAAAUGUACAUCAGCAUAGAAAGUGGGGCGUGAGUCUUCCUCCAUGGAUUGUUGAGAUUGGUAAAAGCAACAAGGAUAUAUACUACCGAGACAUAAGUGGUCUGUCCAAUGCUGAUUAUCCCACACUAGGAGUGGACCGACUACCUCUAUUUUAUGGACGAACUGCUCUCCAAUGUUACGAGGACUUCAUCGUCAAUUUCCUUAACAAAUUUAAGCCCUAUAUUGGGAGUAUAAUUGAAGAAAUAAGUGUUGGUCUUGGUCCUUCUGGGGAGCUAAGGUAUCCAGCACAUCCUCUGGGUGACGGAAGAUGGCAAUUUCCUGGAAUUGGUGAAUUCCAAUGUUAUGACAAAUAUAUGAUGGAGGACUUGAGGAUCGCUGCAUGUCAGGUGGGAAAGCCAGAAUGGGGAGAUCGGGGACCCCAGAAUGCUGGUUGUUACAAUAGUCUUCCACCAGGGGUACCUUUUUUCGAAGAUGGACAGGAGAACUUUAUAUCUGAUUAUGGAUGCUUCUUCCUUGAAUGGUACAGUGGCAAGCUAAUCUGUCAUGCAGAUGCUAUCCUGGCUAAGGCAGCUAAUGCAUUGAGGAAGUAUCAGCAAACUGUAGAAACAUCGGUUCUAUUGGUUGCUAAAAUUGGAGGAAUAUACUGGUGGUACCAGACUAUAUCGCACCCUGCUGAACUUACAGCUGGUUACUACAACACUGCUCUCAGGGAUGGUUAUGAUCCUCUUGCAUCAAUGCUGUCCCGUCAUGGUGCUGCUUUGCAUAUUCCGUAAGACUCUGAUACUCACCUUCUGCAUCUAAUGCUGUUGCACUGGAAUUUAUGACACUUGUACGAAAUAUAUGUAAUCAUUGUGAGUUGUAGGCCAUACUAUAUUGUCUUUGUUUGAUAUAUUGGAUCUUAUAACGCGUGGUGUGCAGACCUAACUUGUUUCUGUUGCUACUUCCCCUUUAGAAAGGCUGCUGUUUUGUUUUUUGUUGUUAUAUUUCAAGGGAGUGAUUUAUGUGACUUGAACUACAUGUGCUUUUAUUCAACUAUUAUAGUUAACUCUGUUUUUACAGUUUCAAAUGUUGUGCCUUUACGCAUGCUCAUUCGUUUUGUAAUUUUCUAGCAGCUGCCUAGAAAUGAUGGACAACGAGAACCCACCGUCUUAUCGUUGCAGCCCUGAAGGCUUACUUCAACAGGUUUUGCUUCUUUCUCAACGGGCAUAUCUUAUUUCUGUGUACUGAGUUUAGAGUUCUAGGUAGCCAGUUUCUUUACCCAAGUUACUCUGAUCAGAGCUUAUGUGAUCGUAUCUUUUUAGCAUUUCAAGCUGAGUUGAUUUUUCACUGAUACAGAUAUGCAAAAUUUCAAAGAAAAGAAUACAUUUGAUUGGACGAAACACUAAUGAACGGUUGGAUAAAGUAAAGGAUAUCUUGUUUAGUAGCAUUGCCUGUUCAUGUCCACUUGUAUGAUUUCCGAUCUAGGGAGGGAGGAUUCACUGAGUCUGCUUUUUGUUUAUGAUUGCUCUUUUCUCUCAAGAUUUUUCUCGAUAUGAUGAAUAUGUGCCAUUUUCUUGCAGACGGGAUUGAGGCAAAUACUGGCCAACUGUAAUCACCCGCAGGCAGAAGCUGUAAGGUCAUUUACUUAUUUCAGAAUGAACGAAAAAAUCUUCUCGGUAGAAAACUGGAACAAUUUUGUUCCCUUUGUUAGAAUGAUGAGUUCAGAUUAUUGAACUUCUCAGGUAUGUUCUAACCAUUAAUUGUAAAGAAGAACACAGCAUCUCCUUCCAUCUCAUCUUUUUAUAUGAGGGCGGGGGAGGUUGUUAGUGGCGAUUUUAGAGUCAUUGCAGAUCAAAUCCCUGUGUCUGGCCUCAGUUACUGAUAAGAUUUCUGGCUUCUGAUAAAGUUCUUAACGAAUCGUCGCCAUUUUAUACCGUAGAAAUCACAUUGGUCCUAAGAUUUCUUUCAUAUUGGAUUUCGUCUUUCUGAGUUUGAUCUGAUUGGGGCAGCUCCCCCGGUUGCCCAUUGUGGCCGAGGCUGCUGACAGGCAAGUUCUUUGAGGACACAUUAAUUGUGUAGAGGAACAAAGUUCUAUCUGGGUUUCCUUUUGGUUAGUUUGUUGAUGCUUAUAGUAAUAGUGACGCAGUUCAAUCACUCACAACCUUGUUACAUGAGCUGGAAUUCGGUCGAAUUUGUUCUUGGAACAACUGGUACAGUGGUACCAGUAUAUGAAGCUAUGAAUUAUAUUGUUGUUCUUGUUGUCUGUAUAUUCAUUCAUGGUGGAACGUGGGAAUAUCAGAUCAAUGAACGGUCUGCUGUCAUUGAGAAGUUGGUCUCGUUGUCUACCUUGCUGUAAUUUAAGGUUCUUGAAUUUGGUUUUCAGUUCAAGAUGAAUGGAUGGACAUAUAGAAUUUGGGGUAGAUAAGGAAGAAGCAGCUGUAAGGUGAAUAUGCUGCUUGUUUCCCAUGUAUGCCAUAGAUGUGAAUAUGUUGCUUUGUUGUGCUGCUAAGUGCUGUCUGUAACCUUGGAACGCUGGUGGCUUGCGAAUCCAAAUGUUCUAUUUCUCAUUAGAUAUCUCCAGCGUAAGCACGUGAGAAUCUUUUGGAAAUCUCACUCAUUACCUGGAACACUUUGCUCACACACAAUGUUCAUGAAGCAGUGAAAUGCCCGAGAUUCCACCCGACGAGGAGGUUUGGCUGGGCUAUUAGGGUUAGAAUUUUGCAGUGACAAACUUUUGGAGAUGAUGGUAGUUAAUGAUAGAAGACAGCAAUACACGGAAAGAUGGAAG
Molecule: messenger RNA, 5668 nt
Organism: Linum trigynum
Lineage: Eukaryota; Viridiplantae; Streptophyta; Magnoliopsida; Malpighiales; Linaceae
Source: the annotation of a GenBank genome assembly